GGCAAGAUGGCGCCCGGCGAGUGACUCUCUCCGGGUCCCUCCAGCGGCUGCGGAGAGACGCCUGCGCGGGGAGGGGUUCUGCCCCCGCGUGGCCAGCCUUCCUCCUCUCCCCCGCCCCCCCCCCCGGAGGCCUCCUCCUUCCUCCCCGCCCUCCACCUCAGGGGGGAGGGGGGCGGGCCAGGUUUCCCGGGGACACCAUGUCGGACUCGGAGGAGGAGAGCCAGGACCGGCAACUGAAAAUCGUCGUGUUGGGGGACGGCACCUCCGGGAAGACCUCCUUAGCUACGUGUUUUGCUCAAGAAACUUUUGGAAAACAGUACAAACAAACUAUAGGACUGGAUUUCUUUAUGAGAAGGAUAACAUUGCAAGGUAAGAGAUUAAAAAGACUUAACAUGGGAAACUGUAUAAAUCUUACAAUAAGAAGCAUAUGGCAGAAAUGUGUAAAAUCAGUUCCAUGGCUGCUUCUGCAUGGAAAUAUGUGCAAUCAGUUUCUGAAACUGUUUCAUACACCUCUACUGAUAGUUCCUUCUCGCCUAAUUAGAGUGCCCCACACAGAUGAGCUGCCAUUAAUGGCCAACAAAAGUGGGUGCCUGUGGGACAAGUGGGGAGAAAGCACAUCUGCAAAUCGGAUUUCCCGGGACCUUCUGCUGCAUUUCACUGUGAAUUUAUUUGGAUAUUUGCCAAAUUAUUGCUAUAUUUAUAUCCCUUUUGCAUUAGUAUCUCCUGGAAUCCUCUUGGUAUAUGAUAUCACAAAUUAUCAAAGCUUUGAGAAUUUAGAAGAUUGGUAUACGGUGGUGAAGAAAGUGAGUGAAGAGUCAGAAACUCAUCCACUAGUGGCUUUGGUGGGCAAUAAGAUUGAUUUGGAGCAUAUGAGAACAGUAAAACCUGAGAAACAUCUCCGAUAUUGCCAAGAAAAUGGUUUUAGUAGCCAUUUUGUCUCAGCCAAGACAGGAGACUCUGUCUUCCUGUGUUUUCAGAAAGUUGCUGCAGAAAUCCUUGGCAUCAAAUUAAACAAAGCAGAACUAGAACAGUCACAGAGGGUGGUGAAGGCAGAUAUUGUAAACUACAGCCAGGAACCUGUGUCGAGGACUGUUAACCGGCCUAGAAGCUCCAUGUGUGCAGUUCAGUGAGCACAUUUUUCUUUCGUAUUGAUAGUCCUGGCCGCCCUUCAUCUCUGAGAGGGCCCAGGCCAUCUAGGAACGUGUUUUAUCAGUGACCAUCUCUGUAGUUCAGCGCACACUUCCCUCGUGCUCCGCCCUCAUUAAGUGCCGCCUCCCAGCCACAGACAGCUCCUUGGAUUGGAAAGAAUUCAACCGCAGGACCACACACUUGGAAAUCAAAAUGGAAUGUUCAUUCUCUGGAGUCUUAGAUUGCAUCAUUGAAAAAGAGUGAUCUUGGUUCUUUGUGUCCUCACUUCUUUUUUCCCUGAUGUAACUGUUUUUAACCGAAUGUGCAAACCCCAGAUUCUUGAUCAUCAGCCAGGAUUUUGCCAUAGCAUGGUUUCAUUCUCUUCUUGGAACUCAGUGUAUGUCAGAGUCUACUUCAGAGUGCAAAUAUUGAAGAACGUAAUAUAUUUUACCUACAGUUACUUAAGAAGACAUUCCUUUGUUGUUUAUUGAGAGUGAAAAAUGUACAAAGUUAUAUCUUAUCUAAAAAGGCUUGAAAUGAGGCUGUAAUAGAAAUAUUUUUUCAUUUUUUAACAAGGGACCUAAAUUGUUUAUAUUGUAGUUUGUAACUCAUAAAGUAGGGAGUAUUUGAUAUUGUAUUUUUCUUACUGUAUCAUGGUCAUUACAUAUCGUAUCAUAUUCAGCUUAGAUGGCUCUAUGAAUUUUGAUAAGUGUCCAGCUGAUGUUCCACAUGGAAUUUCUUCUGCACCCUGUGUGAAAGUGCUCUCAGCAUGGGUCCUGAUGCCUUGUUGGGUCAGUGUGGAACAGACAGUACCCGAUGUCCAGAUGUUUUUCUCUCACAAAUAAAUUGCUUUAAAUUAC
Messenger RNA from Perognathus longimembris pacificus (Pacific pocket mouse), 1988 nucleotides. It is a transcript of the gene Rab28, whose product is annotated as RAB28, member RAS oncogene family. Gene Ontology annotation, molecular function: GTPase activity; GTP binding. The transcript is spliced from 8 exons. NCBI's taxonomy places the organism in Eukaryota, Metazoa, Chordata, Mammalia, Rodentia, Heteromyidae. The record is from RefSeq and is a predicted model, not a curated record. Gene Ontology annotation, cellular component: endosome; Golgi apparatus. Bases 198 to 1130 code for a protein of 310 amino acids.